GUCGCCCGGGGGCGCUCGGCCUUGACCGUCAAUGCAGUGUACCGUUCACUAUCUAUAGUCCUGCAUCACUAGAGGACUAUACUAUGGCAUCACUUCACACUACUAUACUCUCCCCUACUAUGGAUAGGGGCCCCCCCCCAAUCAAUAAUUUGGAUAGGCUCCCAGCGGGGGUCGGACGAGUACCGUCAGGUCCUCUCCCUCCAAGCUAUUCUAUUAGGAGAGGGGCGUUUCUCGAUAUAGGUAGGGGGCCUCGAUGAACCGGGUGAUUCUCACCCUUUCUCAUUGAGAAAGAGAGGUGAGCCUCCCCUCCCUUUCUACCCGCAUCUAUAGUGGGGGGUUCCAAUCGGAGUAGACAUCUAUGGGAUGGAUUAGUACUAGCAACAGCGGCAUAAAAGCAAUCAACGGAAAACAAGACUGACCCCGUAGGGGCCUAGCCGGAAGAACCAAUCUAAGCCUGCAGGGUGGGAAUGAUGUUCUCUCCAAGCAUCGGGUGUGAGGCCUACCCACUGUUCAUCUGGAGCAUGCGAUAAAAGUUAUGGCUGGUCUAUUUUAUCCAUCUCCUAGUUUCACUAGCAGGCUUAUUAAUUAACAGAGGUUUCCCCGCAGUGCCCGAUUCUAGAUCAAGAGCGUCGAAACAAUGCUAAUAAUGAGAGGGGAAAGCACCCAACUUCUAUCAUACGGGGCUGUGCGGGUGGUCGGGACAUGCUUCCUUAUUAGCGAGUUGGGGCUGGAUGCUCCUACUGAAUCGAAACAGUUCACUACGCCCUACUAUUUGAGAGGGCUCUACGGGGGGCCUACUAGAACUAGUGCCGGGGUGGGGCCUUUCUAUAGUUGAUAGUAGGGCCCCCGGGACAUGGAAUGGGUCUAGCUCACGAUAAAGCUGCUUCUCAGAGGUCCAUAGAAUUGUAGGGCGGCUAGAAUUCUUUUCAACUUCAAUUGAUUCUAUACGUAACAUGCCUGGCCACUCAUGUGACGUAUAUAGACUGCAUCGUUAUACUAGAGUCUAGUUUGGCCUAGACUAUCUCCCGGGCCCUAUAGAUAGUAGACCGUGUCGUAUCUCCGAAAACAAGGAUUCCCCACAUCUACCUACACAACGAUCUGCAUGGGGAUAGACACACAAGCCCGAUCGGGGGAGUCUAGGUGCACCGAUUAUUCCCCACAUCUACCUACACAAGCCCGAUCUGCAUGGGGAAGUCGAUGCCGAUUAGCUUUUUAAGGAUAGGCAAAUCUUUUUUGGUGCCAUAGUAGAUUAAUAAACCUGCUAGCCCUUGAGAAUAGUAGGGCGGGAUUGGCACCCGGAAAUUUCCAUUGAGGGGGAGUCGAAUUGAGGGGACAGAGACAUGACACAACGAUUUUCCAUUCUCAAACAACCCAUAUUCUCCACACUGAACCAGCAUUUGAUAGAUUAUCCGACCCCGAGCAAUCCGAGUCAUUGGCGGGGGUUUGGUUCGUUAGCUGGUAUUUGUCCAGCCAUUCAGAUAGUGACCGGCGUUUUUCCAGCUAUGCAUUACACACCACAUGUGGAUCUAGCUUUCAACAGCGUAGAACAUAUCAUGAGAGAUGUUGAAGGGGGCUGGUUGCUUCGUUAUAUGCAUGCUAAUGGGGCAAGUAUGUUUCUCAUCGUGGUUUACCCCCAUAUUUUUCGCGGUUUGUAUUAUGCGAGUUAUGACAGUCCUAGGGAAUUUGUUUGGUGCCUCGGAGUUGUCAUCUCCCUGUUAAUGAUUGUGACUGCUUCUAUAGGACAUGCACUACCUCGGGGUCAAAUGAGCUUUCGGGGAGCUACGGUAAUUACAAGCUCAGCUAGCGCCAUACCCGUAGUGGGAGAUACGAUCGUGACUUGGCCGUGGGGUGGUUUCCCCGUGGACAAUGCCACCUUAAAUCGUUUCUUUAGUCCUCAUCAUCCACUCCCUUUUAUUCCAGUAGGCGCCAGUCCUCUUCAUCUGGCCGCAUUGCAUCAAUAUGGAUCGAAUAAUCCAUUGGGUGUGCAUUCAAAGAUGGAUAAAAUCGCUUCUUAUCCCUAUUUUUACGCGAAGGAUCUAGUAGGUCGGGUAGCUUCCGCUAUCUUCUUUUCCAUUUGGAUUUCUUGUGCUCCUAAUGUAUUGGGGCAUCCCGACAAUUAUAUACCCGCUAAUCCGAUGGCCACCCCGCCUCAUAUUGUGCCGGAAUGGUAUUUCCCACCAAUCUAUGCCAUUCCUCGCAGUAUACCCGACAAAUUAGGAGGUGUAGCCGCAAUAGCACUCGUUUUUCCACCGCUUUUGGCUCUCCCUUUUCUGAAAAGUUCGUAUGUUCGUAGCUCAAGUUCUCGUCCGAUCUACCAGAAACUCUUUCGGUUUUUCCUGGCGGAUUGCUUACUAUCAGGUCGGAUCGGAUGUGAACCCGUGGAGGCACCAUAUGUGACUAUUGGACAAAUUCCUUCAGUAGCUUUCUUCUUGUUCUUUGCCCUAACGCCCAUUCUGGGACGAGUUGGAAAGAGAAUGACCGAUUAUUACACCAAUCACUUACAAUUCGAGGGCAUCGACCGAACUAUCUCCUCCGAUGCCAUAGAAUAGUAGGGGCCCACCCUCGAUUCUAGCCCUUAUUAUAGCAGGCGUCAUUAAUGAACGGCUCGCCCAACUUCUAUUGCCCCCCACCCACCCCGGGUGGGAGGAGGCUAUGGUACUGCAGUCAAGCCCUCGACAUUAUAUGGACCCACUUUUCUCGACAUCUCGACCAACCGGUCGAGCCCGAGGGCGCUCUCCCAAUGCAGACCCACCCCACCCCCCUACUAGAGUUAAUUAGAAGAGGGGGAGGCGGGGUUUUAAGGCGGUCGAGAGCCCGUGGGGGGGGCGGUGAGCGAUAAUUGAAUUUGGCGAACCGCCCCGGACUACCCGGGAGAGGACCGCCCCACUAGACUAUUGAACCCCCCCGACUACAGUUUAGUUCAGUGUAGUCUAGCCCGGGCCCUUACUCUAGCAGGUUCCAGUAAAGAAUUGACUGGUAGACUCUAGUUGGCUUUUAGUUGAGUUGAGUCUAGAAAGGUGGUCUAGUGCCGGGUAGCCCUACCCCCCACCCUCAUAGCUUCCCCCAUGCUUUCCGUUGGUAAAAACUGACCACCCGAAUCCCUAUAUCUCCGGUUGUAUCUUGACAGUAGUCUCUUUACCGCAGAUCUUGACUAACUAUUCGUACGCUUCAUUCUGGAGAUAUAUAUAUCUAUCUAUCUCUAUCUAUCUAUCUAUAUAUAUAUAUAGAUAGAUAUAUAUAGAUAUAUAUAAGAGAUAUAGAGAUAGAGGAAAUGGAACUACAGCAAUGAUGCCCCAACUGGAUCAAUUCACUUAUUUCGCACAAUUCUUCCGGUGUUGCCUGAUCUUCUUCGUUUAUCAUCUCCCCCUAUGCAAUGAUGGAGUACCUAGGCUCAGCAGAAUUCUAAAACCACGGAACCGACUGGUUCCACACCAACGGAGGGGGGACAACAUCCCGAGCAACGACCCAAACAGUUUGGAAGAUAUUUCGGUAAGAAGUUUUACCAGUGGUGCAUCCUAUAUGGACUCUAGUUUAUUCGAAGUCUCCCAGUGGUGUGCCGCCGACUUACUGGGGAGGAAAAAGAAAACGUCUAUAUCCCGUUUCGGAGAAAUACGUGACUUGCGGGGAAUGGACGGAAACAUCCGCUAUCUGAUUCCGAAGUCUUCAUAUGGCACAACUCCCAAUCCUCUACCUGGAAGGAGGACACCUUGGAGGGAGGGCAUAGAGCUAAUCCAUGUUUCACACAGCCAAGUUCACUUUAUGAUAGUUUGAAGGGUUGUUAUCAGGGUUCAUUCAAUGGAUCUGCAGAGGUGGGCUAAUCCAUAUAUGAUCCAGUUCGUCCCGCCAUCUGUCACUCAUCGAUUGCACGCUUGAAAAGACGAAUCCGGUCAGAGUCAUUCAAUGGCGGCCUUUAGAAUAGUAGGACCCUUAGAAUAGUAGGGGCCCUUUCUCACCAUAGAAUAGUAGGGGCCACCCACCCCUGUUACGUAUAGAAUCUGGGUGGGGGGGCCCCGGGGAAUUAGAAUUCUUUAAUACCAAACCAAUGCCCCACUCUGCCAUAAAACUCUGCUGUGGUUGACCAUCAAACGCGUGUGGGCGGUUGGAGGGCCGUAAGGACAGGUCACAGGGGUCCUCACGCGUUUGGUGCCGCGGCAAUGCCGCCAUUCGAGCGGCAGUUUGUUGCCAAUCGGCGGAGGAGGGCGGAGAACCAUUCGGUGGGAAUAGGGGUUCUACCGGUUGAA
Molecule: messenger RNA, 4241 nt
Organism: Cryptomeria japonica (Japanese cedar)
Lineage: Eukaryota; Viridiplantae; Streptophyta; Pinopsida; Cupressales; Cupressaceae
Product: cytochrome b-like
Exons: 1
Coding region: 1341-2549 (402 amino acids)
Biological process (GO): mitochondrial electron transport, ubiquinol to cytochrome c
Cellular component (GO): membrane
Molecular function (GO): quinol-cytochrome-c reductase activity
Source: RefSeq, a predicted model, not a curated record